This is a messenger RNA of Vigna umbellata (rice bean), 1762 nucleotides long. Lineage: Eukaryota; Viridiplantae; Streptophyta; Magnoliopsida; Fabales; Fabaceae. The record is from RefSeq and is a predicted model, not a curated record.
GGAAGGUUAACCUUUUUUCAUUUAUCGUUUUAUCUUUUAACCUUUUUAAUGGAAAAUUGAAAUUUUCUUACUUAUGUUUCUCUUACAGUGUCUGCCUAAUUUGAGAAAUUUGGAUCUGAGUCACUCCAAAAAUCUUAUUGAGGCGCCAGACUUAAGUGAGGUUCCACGUCUUACGGAUCUUGAUCUCAAAGGAUGUAUACAACUAGUCCACAUCCAUCCAUCCAUUGGUAUUCUAAGAGACCUUCGUCGUUUGAAUUUGAAAAGUUGUAAAAAUCUUAUUGAGGUGUCAGACUUAAGUGAGGUUCCACGUCUUACGGAUCUUAAUCUCAAAGGAUGUAUACAACUAGUCCACAUCCAUCCAUCCAUUGGUAUUCUAAGAGACCUUCGUCGUUUGAAUUUGAAGAAUUGUAAAAAUCUUGUCCUUAAUCUGAAUAUCCUUUUUGGGAUCAGUUCUCUUAAGACCUUAAAUAUCUCAGGCUGUUCACAAUUACUUAAUAGUAAGAUGUUAAUGGACCCAAGUGACACAAAACAUUUGGAGAAAGUUGAUAAAAAUACAAAUAUCAUCCAAUUGCCAACAUCCUCUGUAUACAAACUUCUAAUGUUGCCUUUCCAUUUUUUCUACCCUCCAAAACCUCAAGUUUCACUUGGUUUGUUAUCGUCUUUUUUGUCUUUCUCUGUCCCGUGUUUGUGUGAUCUUGACAUAAGCUUCUGUAAUCUACUUCAAAUCCCAGAUGAAAUUGGGAACUUACGUUCUUUAGAAAUAUUAAAUUUGGGGGGAAACAAAUUUGUGACACUACCAAGCACCAUCAAGCAACUUUCCAAUCUUCGAUGUUUGAACUUGACACAGUGCAAGGAGUUAAAAUAUUUGCCCGAGCUUCCAAAAAUACAAGAAAUUACAAUUGGCAGAUGCUAUAGCUUAUACACUUUUGACUGCUCCAAGUUGAGUGAUAUGGAACACUGUUAUAGCAUAGUUUUUUCUUGUUGGAUGACGAAAAAUCUUGAGGAUUACUUGGUCCCUCGGAUGGAAAUUGUUAUUCCUGGAAGUGAAAUUCCAAAAUGGUUCAGUAAACAAAACGCAAGUACAUCAAUAAGUAUGGACCCAUCUGCUGUUAUAGAUGACCCAAAUUGGAUAGGUGUUUCCAUUUGUGCUCUAUUUGUCACACACGAAGGUCCUAUGAAUUUGGAUGAAAGAGAUUAUCCUACAAACGAUUAUCUUUAUUACGGUGUCAAUAAUUUCAUCAACUUUGGGCUAAAAAUGUAUUCAAGAGUUUCUCUAAAAUUCAAGAAAGAUCUGGUGACACUUGGGUUAGAUUAUUUGUUGAUAGUGCUUUACUCUCGACAAGAUUUCAUUCAUCUUCUAAAUAGACAUUCAGAUACCAUGCAUGAUCUUCAAGCAGUUAAAUUUGAAACUUGGGUUGAGAGUCUUCCAGGAUUAGGUUUUAUGGUGAAGAAGUGCGGGUAUCGUUGGGUAUUUAAGGAGGAUCUUCAACAAUUCAACUCAGACAAGUUUUUCAGCAGAAAUUCUUCAUCACGGAAGAGGAAGCUUCUAACAAGUGAGUAACCACAGAGAUCCUUCAACCACCAUUCCAUCACAGAAAUCUUGAUCCUUUUUGAGGUAAAAUCUAACUCCUUACAUCAGUUUACUAAGUGACUAGUUAGUUGGUAUUUCGUUUACAAUUUUCAGAGGUGUGAAAAUUGAAAUGUUAACAAAAUCUAAAAUGGAAAUAUUAUAUAUCAGAAAUUAUGUAUAUUACCUUGAUAA